Daphnia carinata is the source of this 1033-nucleotide messenger RNA. It is a transcript of the gene Dus4, whose product is annotated as tRNA-dihydrouridine(20a/20b) synthase [NAD(P)+]-like. Gene Ontology annotation, molecular function: flavin adenine dinucleotide binding; tRNA dihydrouridine synthase activity. The record is from RefSeq and is a predicted model, not a curated record. The transcript has 7 exons. Gene Ontology annotation, biological process: tRNA processing. Bases 90 to 1001 code for a protein of 303 amino acids. Lineage: Eukaryota; Metazoa; Arthropoda; Branchiopoda; Diplostraca; Daphniidae.
UUUGCACUUGUGAAUUAUACUGUGAAUAGGCCUACAACCUGUAAAUACUUCUUUUUUGAUGCAGGUUGCUAAAAACCAUUAACAAAAAAAUGGCACUGGAAUUGUUUGAAGAUAACAACUUGGUGAAAAUCUGUGCCCCGAUGGUUCGCUACUCGAAAUUACCCUUUCGCCUUCUAGUAAGAAAAUAUGGUUGUGACUUGGCUUUUACCCCUAUGAUCAUUUCUGAUUCGUUUAUCCAAGCCCCCAAAGCAAGGGAUAUUGAAUUCACCACCUGUGAUGCUGACCAGCCAUUGAUUGUUCAAUUUGCUGCCCAUAAUGCAACUGACUUUGCAACUGCCUCUGAACUGGUGGCAGAAAAUUGUAAUGGGGUUGAUUUAAACUGUGGAUGUCCUCAAAGAUGGGCUAUGCAAGAGGGAUAUGGAGCUUGCUUAAUUAAUAAGCCAGAACUUCUUCGUGAUGUAGUCCUGCAGACACGCAAUAGAAUUCCUUCGAAUGACUUCACAGUUUCUAUAAAAAUUCGCAUUCACUCUGACAUCAGAAAAACAGUUGAGUUAUGCCAGCAAGUGGAAGCUGCAGGCCUUUCUUUCCUUACUGUACAUGGUAGAACAAAAGACCAGAGAUCUGAUCCUGUUAACCUGGAGGCUGUCAAAUUGAUAAAAGAAAGUGUGAGAAUACCAGUAAUAGCCAAUGGAGAUAUUUGUAGCAUUCAGGAUGCUGAACGUGUCCAACGCGAAACUUGCGUCAACGGUGUAAUGGCAGCCAGAGGCAUCCUAGAAAAUCCAGCUAUGUUCGGUGGAUAUUCCGAAACUCCUAUCGAGUGCAUCAAAGACUGGAUUCAGCUUGCCUUGGAGACUGGAACCUCUUUUACCCAUUUUCACCAUCACCUUAUCUAUAUGUGCGAAAAGAACAUGUCACGCGUUGAUAGAAAGUAUUUUAAUGCGCUUUCUAGUACUACUGCUGUGAUAGACUAUAUGGAACACUAUCUUUCGUUAUGUGAAUAAAUGUUAAGCUGCAACACUGUGGCUGGCGCUUA